AAACCUAGACCCUUCUGACUUGCCGUACCAAGAAGCGCCAGAAGAAACAUGGCGGCCGCUGCGCUCGUUAGCCGUCCUGCGAGUGUCCUUCCCAGGUUUUCAAGUUCCUGCUCCCCUGUGGUGCUAUCAGCCGUCCCUGUGACAGUCCAGCAGAGAACGGUCCACCAUGCUGUCAUCCCCAGAGGGAAAGGGGGGCGCUCCUCCUCCAGUGGGGUAGCAGCCACAGUCUUCGGAGCCACCGGCUUCCUGGGAAGAUAUGUUGUCAACCGCCUGGGUCGUAUGGGUUCUCAGAUUGUGAUUCCUCACCGGUGUGACCAGUAUGACCUCAUGUAUCUCAGGCCCAUGGGGGAUCUAGGACAGGUCAUCUUUAUGGAGUGGGAUGCCAGGAACAAGGAUUCUAUCAGAAAAGCAUUGGCUCACUCCAAUGUGGUCAUCAACCUGGUGGGACGAGAGUGGGAAACCAAGAACUAUCCCUUUGAGGACACCUACGUGAGCAUCCCUCAGCAGAUUGCCAUAGCCGCCCGGGAGGCAGGCAUCACAAAGCUGAUCCAUAUAUCUCACCUCAACGCUGACAUCCGCAGCCCCUCCAAAUACCUUAGGAAUAAGGCAGUAGGUGAGACAGCUGUGAGAGAUGAAUUCCCUGAUGCCAUCAUCAUGAAGCCUGCUGAGAUGUUUGGAAGGGAGGACAGAUUCUUCAACCAUUUUGCCAACAUGCGUUGGUUUGGGAAAGCUGUGCCUCUCAUCUCCAUGGGGAAGAAGACGGUGAAGCAGCCUGUUCACGUGGUAGAUGUGGCCAUGGCUAUCAUCAACGCCAUCAAGGACCCUGAUGCCAAUGGCAAGACAUAUGCACUAGUUGGACCAAACCGUUAUCUCCUUCAUGACCUGGUGGAGUACGUGUAUGCUGUGGCACACAGGCCCUUUGUGCCCUACCCUCUCCCACGCCCUCUCUAUCAUCUAGUUGCACGUUUCUUUGCAAUGAACCCAUUCGAGCCUUGGACAACUCCUGACAAAGUAGAUCGAUUCCAUACCACAGAUAUGAAGUAUCCAGGGCUUCCUGGCUUAGAGGACCUAGGCAUUAUCCCUGCCUCCAUAGAGCAGAAAGCUAUCGAGGUCCUGCGUCGCCAUCGCCGCUUCCGCUUCUUGGAGGCCGAGUUGGCCGAUACCAAGCCAGCCAAGACAGUCAACUAUUGAGUAGCCCGUCUUGUCUGACCGCCCAACACCACCACCAUAGCCACAGGCUGAUCCUCCUAUACAACUGUGCUGUCUUCUUUUACAAAUAAUCUGUACAUAAAUAAAUAACAGAUGAUCGUCUAAAACUA
Messenger RNA from Oncorhynchus nerka (sockeye salmon), 1319 nucleotides. RefSeq names its product NADH dehydrogenase [ubiquinone] 1 alpha subcomplex subunit 9, mitochondrial-like. Lineage: Eukaryota; Metazoa; Chordata; Actinopteri; Salmoniformes; Salmonidae. The coding region runs from base 49 to 1191 and encodes 380 amino acids. The transcript is spliced from 11 exons. The record is from RefSeq and is a predicted model, not a curated record. Gene Ontology annotation, cellular component: mitochondrion. Gene Ontology annotation, molecular function: protein-containing complex binding.